Molecule: messenger RNA, 1066 nt
Organism: Trypanosoma conorhini
Lineage: Eukaryota; Euglenozoa; Kinetoplastea; Trypanosomatida; Trypanosomatidae
Product: group II trans-sialidase superfamily
Exons: 1
Biological process (GO): oligosaccharide catabolic process; ganglioside catabolic process
Cellular component (GO): cytoplasm; intracellular membrane-bounded organelle; membrane
Molecular function (GO): exo-alpha-sialidase activity
Source: RefSeq, a predicted model, not a curated record
AUGCCGCGGCGUCUGUUUUCCGCCGCGGUGCUGUUGCUCCUCGUUCUGCUGAUAUGCUGCUGCGGCUGUGGGGCUGUGCACGCUGAGGGGGAGAAACCAAAUCAAGUGAAACUGCCGCAGAGCGUUGAGCUUUUCGCGCCAAAGAAGACGCAGGUGCAAAAGGGUAAUGGAAAACGAUCGAUGGAUUCUUUUGCCUCGCCUUCGCUCGCCAGUGCUGGCGGCGUCUUGGUUGCUCUUGCCGAGGGUCACAUCAACUACACAGGCCCCAAUAGUCAAUUGUUGGGGUACACUUAUUCUGAUAUUGUGGCGGGGUACAUUAACGCUGCGGCGGGCUGGGCGUCUCUUGUCGCCGAGAUCAACGCAGGCAGGUGGGAGGCUCACACCGUCUUCAGCAGGGAACGCCAAGCGAACCGUGUGGGCCGUGCGUUCUACCCCACCGCAGUUGCAAAGGACAACAAAGUCUUUCUUCUUGUGGGAAGCUACGACAUGAUCGACGACGGUAGUGAUUCACAUUUGAAGGAAGGUAACUGGAGCCUUGAGUUGCUGGUGGGUGAGGCCACGCAAGACAAACAGAUCCAAUGGGGCCAGCCCCAACAGCUGCUGCCACAGAUCGCCCAAUCCGCUCAAGCGAUCGGUGUGGAUGGGUUUUUUUCUGCUGGUGGCUCAGGCGUUGUGAUGGCGAAUGGCGCGCUUGUGUUUCCUGUGGUGGCAAAUAAGGGAGGGGAGACGUCCUCCCUUGUCUCCACGAUCAUCUACUCGACGGACGGGGGCCAACACUGGGCGCUCGCGCAGGGGAUGCUCCCUACGGACUGCACUUCGUCCCUCCUCGCCGAGUGGGAGGCGGGGCAGCUGCUCAUGAUUGCCGAUUGUACGUUUGGCCACAAGGUGUUCGAGUCGAGGGACAUGGGGGCAACGUGGGCGGAGACUGUCAGGACACUCUCGCGCGUGCGGGGUGAUUCUGAAUCAGACCCUUUGCAAGAGGCUCGGCUGGUGACGUCCCUCACCACCGCGACGAUUGCUGGGAAGGCGGCUCAUGCUCUACACCCAGACAGAGUACCCACUCGGG